This is a messenger RNA of Diprion similis, 1392 nucleotides long. Its product is annotated as pyrroline-5-carboxylate reductase 2-like. Gene Ontology annotation, molecular function: pyrroline-5-carboxylate reductase activity. Bases 183 to 998 code for a protein of 271 amino acids. The transcript has 6 exons. Lineage: Eukaryota; Metazoa; Arthropoda; Insecta; Hymenoptera; Diprionidae. Gene Ontology annotation, biological process: L-proline biosynthetic process. The record is from RefSeq and is a predicted model, not a curated record.
AGCUCAGCGUUUCCACAACAGUAAGAUUACACAUCGCAGACCUUGAGGUUCAGUUAUCCACGAGCAGUUCUACUUGCUACACGAUUAUUGCUCCCGUUCAGAAUAAUUGUUACUGAAGCGCUCAGUUCUCGUGUGUUUGACUAUUGAUUUUGGUUUACGAUCAGUAUAAUUUGAGUUAUAAAAUGUUGAAGAUCGGGUUCUGUGGAGCCGGUAAAAUGGCUCAAGCUUUGGUGAAGGGGUUUAUAGGAGCCGGAUUGACCAAGGCAGAGUUGGUUUUGGCCAGUUGUCUCCCAAACGACACUGACAGCAUAAAAGCCUUCCAGGAUAUUGGCGCGCGAGCUAUCUUCGAAAACCGGACGAUCGCUGAACACGGUGAUGUUCUGAUUCUUGCGGUGAAGCCACAGGUUGCCCCUGCGGUACUUUCAGAGUUGAAGAACAGCCCGCGGAAGCUAACGCUCUCAAUCGCGAUGGGUGUGUCUUUGGCUGCCCUAGAAAAGGCUCUGCCGUCGGGUACCCCGGUCAUCAGGGUGAUGCCGAAUACGCCAGCGCUCGUGGGUUGCGGUGCAACGGUAUAUGCACGCGGUUCUAACGUGGGCGACGAGGAUGUCGCGAUAGCGAAACGGCUCUUCUCCAGUGUUGGAGUAUGCGAGGAGGUGACGGAGACUAUGAUCGAUCCUGUCACAGCUUUAGCCGGUUCCGGUCCCGCUUACGUCUACAUGAUGAUUGAAGCCUUGGCCGACGGAGGGGUGAAAAUGGGCCUCACCAGGCCCUUGGCUUACAAAUUAGCAGCGCAAACAGUUCUGGGAGCAGCGACAAUGGUUCGGGACACGGAUGAACACCCGGGGAAGCUGAAAGACGACGUAGCAUCCCCAGCAGGUUCAACAAUCACGGCAAUCCACUACCUUGAGCGACAUGGUUUGAGGUCUGCCCUCAUUGGCGCUGUUGAAGCUGCUACUGAGCGCUGUAGAGAGGUGACCGCGGCUGCUAAACCGAAUUAAAGCGUUCGUAAAGGAUGAAUGCAGAACGUGAAUUGAGCAAAACGCCCGUUUUUUGUUCAGGAAAUCGUUCAUCGCAUUAGUCAGAAUAUUCGAGGGUCUUGAAGCUCCUACUUAUUAUAGGCCGCGACGAACAUUCGCUUGAAAUUGCAAUUAUUAUUUAUACUGCAGUAGGACAGUGACUUCAGAAGGGUGGGGCUUUUGCAAGCGUUCUCGACUGCCAUAAGGGACCGUUGGUGUGAUGACAUAGUAGAGGUUAACGAAUGAGUGUUAGACACGGUUCAAAUUAUUGUUUAAUUGUGCAGUGUGAGCAGGUCAUGUACGUAGUACUUAAGAGGGCAUAAUUGUUGCUAAAGAAAUUAUAAUGAUUGACAUGGUGGUUAUAGAAUAAACUAUU